Molecule: messenger RNA, 4036 nt
Organism: Myxozyma melibiosi
Lineage: Eukaryota; Fungi; Ascomycota; Lipomycetes; Lipomycetales; Lipomycetaceae
Product: C2 domain-containing protein
Exons: 5
Coding region: 116-3898 (1260 amino acids)
Molecular function (GO): lipid binding
Source: RefSeq, a predicted model, not a curated record
GGACCAGCGCCGCGUGGACGUGUCACACACACCGCCGUGUUCUAGCUUCCUUCUUCUUCAUCCCUUCUCCUCCCGCUCUUCUCUCCGUCACCUCCUCUGCUCGUCCAUCGCAACCAUGGCUGAGAAACCGGCAAAGAAAAAGAUGUUUGGCGGAAUUCCCGUCCUCUCGCAGGCCACGAGCGUGGUCUCGGGCACUGUCGGCGCUGCUACUAAUGUUGUCGGCGCGGGUGCUGGUCUUGUGGGCAACGUCGCCGGAACCGCCCUCGACGUCGCCACCCUCGGCGCUCUCAAGACCGAAGAAGACCCCACCGAAACCGACCCUCUCUGGCAAAUGCACCGCGAGCCCGAACCCGUCUCCGAAAAAGAAAUCGAAGCGAAAAAGAAGCGCAAGCGCACCAUGGCCGAAGGCGUCGGCGCCUGGGUCGACGAUCUCGCAGAGGACUACGACGACGAGGACUUCCGCGACCGCGUCACCUUCCUCGAGACUUACCUCAAAGACAAGUUCUACGGCGACUGGUACCACAACGCCGCCGUCAUCUUCGUCACUUCCUUCUUCUCCUGGCUCGUCGCCAGACUCGGUGGUGGCCUCGUCUGGCUCGUGAUCAUCUGCGCGUUCACCGCAACCUACUACCGUACCUCAAUCAUCCGCGUCCGCAACCGCGUCCGCGACGAUAUCGCCCGCGAGGCCGCCCUCGUCAAGCUUGAGACCGACGCCGAGACCAUGGAGUGGCUCAACUCCUUCCUCGUCAAGUUCUGGGCUAUCUACCUGCCUUCCCUCAACGAUAUGGUCAUCCAGAUUGCCAACCAGAACCUCGCCGGUGUUCCCACCCCAACCCCUAUCGAUGGUGUCACUCUCUCGCGAUUCACCCUUGGAUCAAAGCCCCCCCGCAUCGACCUCGUCCGCACUUACCCCAAGACCGAGGACGAUGUCGUCGUCAUGGACUGGGGUUUCUCCUUCACCCCCAACGAUACCGCUGAUCUCACCUCUCGCCAGCUCAAGAACAAGGUCAACCCGCUCGUUGAGCUCCAGGUCCGUGUCGGAAAGGGAGUCAUCUCCAAGAACUUGCCCGUUUUGGUCCAGGACAUGGCCUUCAAGGGUUUGAUCCAGAUCAAGCUCAAGCUCAUCACCACUUUCCCCCAUAUCCAGACCGCGAGCAUCUCGUUCUUGCGCCAGCCAUACUUCGACUUUGUUCUCAAGCCCAUCGGUGGUGAGACUCUCGGAUUCGACAUCAACUUCAUCCCCGGUCUCGAUGGCUUCAUCAAGUCCAUGGUCCACGAUAACCUCGGCCCCAUGCUUUACGACCCCAACUCCUUCUCCCUCAACGUCGAGCAGAUGCUUGCCGGCAACCCCGCCGACGCUGCCAUCGGUGUCCUCGCCGUCACCGCCUACAACGGUCGCAACCUCCGUGGCUCUGACGCUAUCGGCAACACCGUCGAUCCUUACAUCAAGUUCUUGCUCGGCAGCCAGGGUGAGGUCGGUCGUACCUCCAUCAAGUCCGACACCAGCAACCCGCGCUGGAACGAGACCAAGUUCUUCCUCGUGCGCUCGCUCACCGAUCCUCUCAUCAUGGAGGUCAUUGACUUCAACGACGUCCGUAAGGACAAGAAGAUCGGCGAGGUCACUUUCCCCAUCGAGAGACUCGACGCCGAGCCCGAGGUCGAGAACCAGGUCGGCAAGGUCGUCCACAACGGCAAGGAGCGCGGCGAUGUCAUCUUCGACGCCCGCUUCUUCCCCAUCCUCGGCGGCAAGACCCUCGAGGACGGCACCGUCGAGCCCCCUCCUCAGCUCAACACCGGUAUCAUGCGAUUCACUUUCCACCAGGCCAAGGAUCUCGGCAAGGCCGCCAAGAAGGGCUUUGCUUCCGGCGGUCUCAACCCGUUCGCCAAGUACUACCUCGACGGAAAGCUCAUCCACACCACUCGCAUGCUCAAGCGUACCAACGAUCCCGUCUGGGACGAGGCUAAGGAGGUGCUCAUUACCAACAAGACUUCGGCUAUGAUCAGGGUUGUUGUCUCCGACGACAAGGAUCUGAGCGGAUCGUCCGACAUCUGCAGCUACCAGAUCUCGCUCGAGGAGCUCUUGACCGAGAACGAGAAGGCCAACGACUGGUUCUCCCUCAGCCCUGCGGGCGCCAAGUGCCGUCUUUCGGCUCAGUGGAAGCCUGUUGCUGUCAAGGGUAUCUCUGGAUCGGGCGGCUACGUCAAGCCCAUCGGUGUCAUGCGAUUCCACCUCAAGAAGGCCACUGACUUGAGAAACCUCGAGACUGUUGGAAAGGUUGACCCGUACGUGCGCGCCAUGGUCAGCAACUACGCAAAGAACCGGACUGUUACCAUCCACGGCGAUCUCAACCCCGAGUGGGACGAGGUCAUCUACGCUACUAUCACCUCCGAGAAGGAGAAGAUCGCGCUCGAGGUCAUGGACUCCGAGAGCAGCGGAAAGGACCGAUCGCUCGGCCUGGUCACCCUGAACGGCCAGGACUUUAUCAAGAAGAACGAGAAGGGCGAGUUCGUUGAGUACAUCGACCCCACCGAGCGCUCGGCUGCUCUUACGAUGUCCGGCCGCGCUCCCAAGGGUACUCUCUUCUACACUGCUUCGUUCUUCCCCAUCCUCGGAAUCAUGGAUCCUGAUGACAUUGCUGCUGAGGAGAAGGCAAAGAAGGAGGCUGAGGAGGCCGAGGCCAAGCUUACCCCCGAGGAGCGCAAGAAGCGCGACGAGGAGGCUGCUAAGAAGGCCGCGGAGGAGGCGAAGAAGGCUGCUGAGGAGGCCAAGAAGGCACCCACCACUGUCACCAACGGCGUCGCUCCUAACGGUGCCGAAGCUGCUGCUGUGGUCACCGCCGAGGAGCCCAAGGAGCCUGAGUUGAUCCGCAUGGACAAGGACGAGGUUCUCAAGCAUGACUCUGGAUUGAUUGUCUUCAAGAUCAUCGAGGGAUCGUUCUCCAAGAACGAGGUUUUCGUGCAGGUCUUCUUUGAUGACUUCCUUUUCCCCUCAUAUGUGAGUGGCCGCACUCACGGCAGAAAGGCCAAGUUCGAGGAAGUCGGCGACGGCUUCAUUCGCGAGCUUGAGUGGUCCAAGAUCCACAUCCGGGUCACCACCAAGGAGCAAUCUACUCGCGACGACACCGAGGGCGUUAUUGCGUCGACCACUGGAUCUACGCUUGCGCACCUGAAGUCUGGCUACGCGACCCCUGUCAAGAUCGCGCUGCAGAGCAAGGAGCCUGGUAUGCCCAACGAUCUCUCGAUGAGCUUCAAGUUCAACCCGAUCAUCAUGGCGCUUGACCCCAUGGAGUCGCACAUCAACCAGGGAUUCCUCAAGGUCACCCUCGUUGACGCGACCAACCUGCCUGCUGCUGACCGCCGCGGCAAGUCGGACCCGUACUGCGUGUUUGAGAUGAACGGCGAGAAGGUGUACAAGUCGCAGGUCAUUAAGAAGACGCUGAACCCGUCCUACAACGAGUCGUUUGAGUGCUCGGUCCCGAGCCGCACUAAGGCGCAGUUCGUCUGCAACGUGUUUGACUGGGACAUGGGUCCGGCUGAGGACGAUUUCCUCGGCAAGGGUCUGAUCGACGUCGUGCAUCUCGAGCCGAUGGAGACCGCCGAGCAAAUCAUCACGCUCGACGGAAAGUCCGGCCAGGUCCGUGUGAUUGUGCAGUUCCGACCCGAGUACGUCAUGCGCGCUACAGUCGGCACCGCUGCUCUGAACGGCACGCUUGCCGUUCCCGGCAAGGUCAUUUCGGCUCCUAUCAAGGGCGUCGGUUUUGCGGCGGGAGGAGUCGUGAAGGGUGCGUCGUUCUUCCGACAUGGAUUCAAAUCGUCCAAGGAUAAGAACGGCAGCUUGGCUGAUGACGCUGCGAGCAUGCGAAGCGGCCGAACGACGAGUAAAAAGAGUGUGAAAUAGUCUGUGUGUUUUCAGUAUAUUUGUUUGUUGAUGUUCUGUGUGAUUUAUAGUUGAUUUAUUGAUUUGCUUGUUAAAGCAAACUGUAUUUUUGUGUAUCUGCCUUUGAUAUUCUCUUAUAUAUAAAAUCUUUUUUUGGCA